Messenger RNA from Panicum virgatum (switchgrass), 1356 nucleotides. RefSeq names its product transcription factor GHD7-like. Gene Ontology annotation, biological process: regulation of flower development. Gene Ontology annotation, cellular component: nucleus. Gene Ontology annotation, molecular function: protein binding. Lineage: Eukaryota; Viridiplantae; Streptophyta; Magnoliopsida; Poales; Poaceae. The transcript is spliced from 2 exons. The record is from RefSeq and is a predicted model, not a curated record. Bases 253 to 1095 code for a protein of 280 amino acids.
GCGCGCGUACUUAUUCCUCCCCGCCCUAGCUCUCCAUCCCCCCUCUCUAGUCUCUUCUCCUCCACACACCAACCCGGCCGGCCGCAGGGCGCGCGCGCGCGUAUGAGCGAGGCAGCAGCGCGCAGAAGCAAACAAUAAGUGGGGAGCUAGCUAGAGGGAGCUCAGAGACCACACAGGCAGGGAGUGGUGGGAGGAGGAGGAAGAGGAGUCAAGAGAGCGAGCUCAUUCCAUACGUGCGUGCGGCGACGUCGGAUGUCGGCGUCAGGCGCCGCGUGCCGCGUGUGCGGUGGCGUGGGGGAGUGCGCGUGCCAUGGGCACGGGAUCGGCGGCGGCCGGUGCGGGGUCGCUGUCGCCGACCUCAACCGCGGGUUCCCCGGGAUGUGGCACCAGGCGGCGGAGGAGGAGCACGGCGGCGUCGUCGUCGGCGGGGGCGCGGCGGCGGCGGGGCUGCACGAGUUCCAGUUCUUCGGCCACGAGGAGGACCACGAGAGCGUGACGUGGCUGUUCAACGACCCGGCGCCCCACCUGCAGCGCGGGCCGGCGGCGGCGGCGGCCGCGGCCGGGAACGGGGUGGCCGAGGCCGAGCAGCGGAGGGCGCCGCCUCUGUUCGACGGCUACGCGCACGUGCAGUACGGCCAGAUGCCGGGCCACGGGCUCACGUUCGACGUGCCGCUGAGCCGGGGCGGCGAGGCGGCGCUCCUGGAGCCCGGGCUGGGGCUCGGCGGCGGCGGCAGCAACCCGGCGACGUCCAGCGCCACAAUCAUGCCCUUCUGCGGCGGGAGCACGUUCACUGACGCGGCGAGCUCCGUCGUCCCGGGCGAUGUCGCGGCGGUGGCGAACGGGAGCUCGAGCGGCGGCGGCGGGGACCCGGCGAUGGACCGGGAGGCGAAGGUGAUGCGGUACAAGGAGAAGCGGAAGCGGAGGCGCUACGAGAAGCAGAUCCGGUACGCCUCGCGCAAGGCCUACGCCGAGAUGCGGCCGCGCGUCAAGGGCCGGUUCGCCAAGGUGCCCGACGGCGAGGCGCCGCCGGCGCCACCGGCGGCGGCGGGCUAUGAGCCCGGCCGGCGGCUCGACCUCGGAUGGUUCCGUUCAUAGCCAAGAUCGAUGUACCUGACGUACAUUUUAUAAUGCCGGCCGGAGCAUUAGCUAGCACAUAGGCCAUUGGUUAAUUUAAGGUACGCACGAAAAUGUAUAUGCGAUCGUCGUACACAUGACUAGUAGCGCUGAAGCGGUGAAGCCUCGUAUUAAUUGAUACUUAAUUACGAGUUCAGUACAGCAACAAUUGCAAUCAUCCAUGUUGAGAUGCUUGAUUGAUGUCAAGGACUUUUUUGCUGGAACAAGCACGUUGCCUAAUAA